This is a messenger RNA of Caenorhabditis bovis, 579 nucleotides long. NCBI's taxonomy places the organism in Eukaryota, Metazoa, Nematoda, Chromadorea, Rhabditida, Rhabditidae. The record is from the annotation of a GenBank genome assembly.
AUGAAUCCGGCAAAUCCUCAAGUCAGCGAGAAUAACGGCGCUGCCGACGAAGCGGCACCGGUCAGAAGGCGUACACCGCGCACAAACGUGAUUCAGCGAAUUGUCAACUCAAUCAUCACGCGCGGAGAUGGCGAUUUGCCGGCGGAUAUUUGGCCACUGAAGAGCAACAACUCGACGGCACCGAGUCGCCGAUCGGAUUCAUAUCCGUUGGUUCUCAUCGGACACCCAAGAAACCUCGUCUACCGACUUAUUUAUCAAACGGACGCCGUCAUAAACAAAAUCGCUGGGGAUUCGGAGGAAGAUCAGAUUUUCCUCGAUGACCUCAAGAAUCUGCAAAACGCGCUGUUCUAUUGGGAGCCGCUUCCGAAAAAGACUCCGGAAGAGAUUAGAGCGAGUGCAAUGAUGAGCGUCUUCGACCAGAUUCCUGAGUUGGCGCGCCAAUACGAUCAGCUCAUGGACGUGGUCAGAAGCUUCAAGCAGCAUCUCGCUGAUACACGUCGCCAACAAGGAGAGGGCGAAGCCUCGCAAGGCGAUCAAGAGCAAUCCGAGAUAAUUAUCCUAUUUUCAGAAAAAACGUGA